UAUCUAACAUCCAUUUCUCUCUUAUAUUUGUUGUAAAAAUAUUACUUUAGAGAGGGAGAGAGAGAGGUAGAGGGAGAGAAUGGCACUCGAAGCCAUGCCACUACAACAAGAUUUAUUUUGUUUCAACUACUGGAACUAUGACGAUGAGAAUGGUUCGUUUGAUUUUCCGGGUUAUCCUCAAAUUCCAGAAGAUUACCAUUACCCGGAUUGGGAUUCUCCAAUCUCCCACGAAUUCCAGCAAUGGGUUCUUCCGAAUUCUUCUCCUUCGUCGGAGCUUUUGCCUUCAAACACAGAAGAGCCGGCGGCGGCGGCGGAUUGUGGCGGCGUAACCAUGCCGGCUCGGCAGCGUAAGCGACGUCCAAGGACGAAGAAAAACCAGGAAGAGAUCGAAAACCAGAGGAUGACUCACAUUGCCGUGGAGCGAAACCGCCGGAAACAGAUGAACGAUUACCUCGCCGUCCUCCGGGGACUAAUGCCGGAAUCUUAUGUCCAAAGGGGCGAUCAAGCAUCAAUCAUAGGCGGAGCAAUAAAUUACGUGAAAGAGCUAGAACAUGAGCUACAAUUCCUGAGUGGAACAAAGCAUGAAAAGGAAACUAUUCAUGAAUCUUCAUCUUCAUCUUCAUCUUCUACCUUCGCGGAGUUCUUCAACAUCCCACAGUACUCCACGGGCAUUACAGGGAAUGUUGAAAGCCUGAGCGGCGGCGCUCCAAACGAGUUGUCUUCCGGAUAUCAACUGGCGGCUGCCGGAGCGGCGGACAUAGAAGUGACAAUGGUGGAGAAUCAUGUAAACCUUAAACUCCGGUCCAAACGGCGGCCUAAGCUUCUGCCCAGAAUGAUCUCCGGGAUCGAAAGCCUUGGCCUCACCGUGCUUCAUCUCAAUGUCACCAAGGCUGCUGCUUUUCUUCUCUGUUCUCUUGGUCUCAAGGUGGAAAAUGGGUGCAAACUGGCAUCUGUGGAUGAAAUAGCAGCUGCAGUGAAUCAGAUUUUAGGUAGGAUUCACGAGGGAUAGUUUGCUUUACUUACUUCAUUUCACAACUCUUCAAUUAUUUAAUUUCUAUAUUAAUGUAUUUCAAAAAAAAAAAAAUGGAAAUAAUAAUUUUGUAGUCAGCUCUCUCAUCAGCCUCCUAAUCA
Ipomoea triloba (trilobed morning glory) is the source of this 1131-nucleotide messenger RNA. Its product is annotated as transcription factor bHLH96-like. Lineage: Eukaryota; Viridiplantae; Streptophyta; Magnoliopsida; Solanales; Convolvulaceae. Gene Ontology annotation, biological process: regulation of transcription by RNA polymerase II. The transcript has 3 exons. The record is from RefSeq and is a predicted model, not a curated record. Bases 80 to 1009 code for a protein of 309 amino acids. Gene Ontology annotation, molecular function: protein dimerization activity; RNA polymerase II cis-regulatory region sequence-specific DNA binding; DNA-binding transcription factor activity, RNA polymerase II-specific.